UGUAGAUAAUUUUAGUCAAUCAUCAUCGAAUAAUAAUCAACAAUCGAUUAUAUUAUAUCAAGAUCUCUAUAAACAUUCGAACAUUUUUUUUGGACCGAAACAAAACGAUCUUCAUCAUCAUCAUCACUUCCAUUUCUUCCAUUAUCAACUGAACCAAAUUCUUUGAUUAUUAAACAUUAGAAUUUUCAGUACAAGAAAUUACAAAACAACAACAACAACAACAAUGGAUCAAGAUACAUUAUUAUCCAUAUCACAUCUGCAUAAACAAUUUGCCGAUAUUAAACAAAAUGCACCAUCAAUUGGUUCAUCACAAUCGGCAAAUGAAUUACAUGAACAAAAAAUUUAUAACAUUUUACCAUUAUUUUGUAAAAUAUUCAACAACAACAACAACAACAAUUAUCAACAACAACAACAGACAGAAAAUUCGAAUGAAUCGAUUGCUCAACAACAACAACAACAACAACCAAAUAUCGAUAUAUUCGAAACAUUUGCUGAUGCAACAUCAUUCACACAAAUGGUAUCACGAUUAAUGGUCACUGAAAUAAGACGUCGUGCAUCGAAUAAAACCACCGAAUUAGCAUCAUUAGCGAUUGUGGAAUUUUUAGAAAUAAGUCCAACGGUUACAAAUAUUCCGGCAAAUAAAAAAGGAUGGAUCCUAUUGUCUACGUUGAAUAUACUGGUAUCAUUUAAUUCAUCACAAUUGAUUGCCAUAAUGACAAACAAUUCAUUGGCAUCAACAUUGGUUAAAUGUCUUUAUCUUUUCUUUGAUUUACCACCAUUUGAUGAUGAUGAUGAUGAUGAAGAUGAAAAAUCAAACAACAAUAAUGAUUAUUAUCUAUCCAUUGGUGAACGUCGUCAAUUAUUACAAAAAGUUUUUUCACAAUUAUUACAACGAUUAUGUACAUCACCAACAGCAUUGAAUGAUUUGACUAGAAAAGAUGAUUUAAUAUUAUUAUUCAAUGUGAUUACAUCAUGGUGUCCAGAACAUAAUAGAAUGUGGCGUAAAACAGCCGCCGAUACAAUCAUAACGAUGGCCAAACAUGGCAAUAUAAAUGUUGAUUAUUUACAUUCGAAAAAUUGUAUCCAUUUAUUUGUGGAAAAUGUACAAAGAAUAUUGGAAUUAGGCACAGCACCGAAUAAUGAAAUAUUAUUGAUGAUACGUACAUUUAUUGGAUUCAUGUUUGAAUAUGUCCACUAUUAUUAUCAACAUUCAUCGAUUACAAACAAUUCAAAUGUUGCCAUACAGAUUUUAUUGGAUGAUUUUAAUGAAUGUUUUGGUUAUCAAUUUUUUGUCGAUUUUGGAACACGUUUAGAACAAUCUGAAGAUUUUGAUUUAUUAUCAGAUUUUUUAAUAUUAAUCUGUUUGUUCACGAAAAUUGGUGCAACACAAUUGAAACCACGGCCAUUAUCAGUGAAUCAAGUGUUUAUUAUUGAAAAUUUUUCCAUACCAAAACCAUCGAUAAAGAAUUCGAUAAAAAAUUUAAAAGCAUUCAGUAUUUAUGUAUCAUUAUGGCAAAAAUCACGUACAAUAGAAUUACAGCGAAUGAUAUUGAAUCAGAUACAAAAAAUUUAUGCCGAAGAUAAAGCCAAUUAUUUUCUACUUGAAUCACAGAAUACAUUAAGUUCAUUUGCCGAUCAAUUGGAAGAGAAAAAUGAAACAAUACAAUCGAUAUAUUAUUCAUUAUUAGAAUAUAUUGUCACUGAAUUGAAUUAUGUUCCAUGUAAAGAAUUGAUAACCAUUGGUAUGAUAUUGAAAAAACAAAAUUCAACACCACAAAGUUCAUUAUUGGCAUUGAAAUCAUUGAAUUCAAUGUUAAAAUUGAAUACAAUAUUCAAAGAAGUAUUUCGUGAAGUUGGUCUUGUCGAUAUACUUUGUACGACAUUUAAUUCAUUUAUUGAAAUUCUUGAACAACAACAACAACAACAACAACAACAGAUUGAAAUAAAUCUAACUGAAUUAUUGGAAAUUCUCAUACAGCUAUUGUUGAUUGGUGGUGGUGGAUCAUCAGUGAAUCAAAAUUGUCAAAUAUUUCAUGAUCUUGAUUCAUCAACACAUACAUUUCAAUUGAUUAAAAUACUUACCACUAGUAGUAGCAGUGGCAACAAUUCCGGUAGAAAUAGUUCAUUAUCAUCAUCUGGUGGAAAUAGUGGUAAAGAAUCAUCACGAAGUAAUAAUAAUCAUCGUGAAUCAAUCAAUAAAUCCAUUCGUAAACGUGCAUUCACAUUGAUACAACAAUUAAUAUUAUCGAAUAAUAGUGAAGAAAAUUUAUCACAAUUAUUAGUACUAUUACAUCGUGAUCGAAAUUCAUUCAAUAGUGUACAAGAAAUGUUGAGUUUAAAAUUAUCCGUUUUAAAAUCAUUACUUAUUGUAUUGAGUGAAAAUCAUCGUGUUCGUGCCCUAUUCCGUAAGAUUGGUGGAUUCGUAUCCGUCAUAUCGGUUAUUGUUUAUAUGGAAAAUUAUCUUAUUGAAAUACCAUCAUCAUCCAUACAUUCAUUUGAUAGUCGACAAAUAUGGAAUCUAUUGCGUUUUGUUUUCGCAAUGUUAACAACAGCAAUGCGUUUUGAACCGGCAAAUUCCAAAUAUUUUGCUCAAGAAAUUUGUUCACCAAGUUUUACCGAUUCAUUACGUUUAUUAGGCUGUUUUGAUGAAUUACAAUUUGGUUGGAGAAAAUCAACAAAAAUGAAACAAGAACAACAACAGCAACAAGAAGAAGAAACGAAAAAUUAUCAAAAAUUAUUCGAAUCAAAUGUUGAUGAAUUACAAUCGAAUAGAAAAUAUUCGAAAAAUGAAUGUGCUUGUGUUCUAAUGAGAUUAUUAUAUGAUAUGGCCAUGGAUUCAUUGGAUCGAAAUAUUGGUAGUAAUAAGACUGGAACACAUCAACAACAACAACAGCCAAAACAAUCGACAAAUAUAAUUGAAACAAAUAUCAUUAUUUAUCCAUGCAUCAUUGAUUCAAUAUUUCAAUUAUUGAAAUUCAUUGAAUCUGGUCGAUUAUGUAGAUUUUUGAUGGAAAAAAUUGGUGCAUUAUUACGAUUAGAACGUAAUUGUCAAGCAAUUUGUGAAACUGGAUUAGUUACCGAAUUAAUGAAUUCAGCAUAUGUGGAUAUUUUUAUGGAUGAAUCUAAUCAAUUACAUCAAUUAAUACGUUAUAUUUUCGAACGAUUAGCAGCACAUCAUAUACAGGCUAAAGAUUUACGUAUAUUUCUUCGCCUAUCGAAUCCAUUGAAUUCAAUACCAGUGGAUGAGAUUAAACCGAAAAUAUUUCAUCGUGAUCGUUCGAUUCCUUUGUCAAGAAUUAAAUCUAUGAUUAGUAUAUCAACACCACGUGAUUCACAGGAUGAUUAUCAUCGAAGUAUUCAUGGUUCAAAUUUACGAAAUCUAAGUCCACCAUUCACCGAAUUUGAUAUGAAUCCAGAAGGAUUUAGUUGCAUAUUUAUUCCAUCGAUUGCACCUAUUUCGACAGCUGGUAAUUUUUCAAAUGGUCCAUCAAGCCUAUUGACCGGUGCAAUUGUUGGUAAUUCUGAUGUGCCUGUAUUGGUCAAUGGUGGCAUAGGCACCGGUGAACGAGCAUUUCCAUCACAAUCCGGCUUAUCGUUUACUAGUUGGAUUUUUAUCGGUCGUUCAGAUCCAUCGAAUGAUAAUCAUACUAUUAAUGUAUUGACAUUAUAUCGUGCAACACAACCAAAUGCUGAAUAUUCAUGUUUAAAAGCAUACAUAAGUUUGCAGGAAAAAACAAUGACCAUAUCAACACAAGAAUUGCCAAUAUUUACAACGAUGACAAUGCAAAUGAAUCUUGAUUCAGAUCAUAAUGUUCGUUUUCCAGUGCCGGAAUUGACCACUACAAAUUCAUGGCAUCACAUUGUUAUUGUAUUGAAUAGAGCAUUAUUGAAAAAUUCUACAAUCUGUGUUUACAUUGAUGGUUGUCUUCGUUUAUCGAAAAAAUUAAGUUAUAUUUCAUCCAUUGUUGGUGGAAGUUAUGGUAUUGCCAAUACAAGUCCAUUAUAUAUCAAUGCAUUCAUUGGUACACCACCACAUUAUCGGAAACAAGGUUCACGAUUGGUAUGGAAACAAGGUCCAUGUCAUCUGAUUGAAGAAGCAUUAGGUCCACCAUUUGUUUCAUACAUCUAUAUGCUUGGUCCGAAUUAUAUUGGAAGUUUUCAGGCGAUUGCUUAUAAACAACCAUCACAAUAUCAGCAACAAUUACAAUUACCACAACAACAAAUAGCUGAAGAUAAAUUAAUAUUUGGUUUGAAUGCCCGUGCAACAUCGGUGAUGACAUUAUCGAAAAUGCGUCGUGUUUAUUCCAAAUUUGAUUGUAAACAAAUUGCCAAAAUUAUUGGUCUUUCAACACACGAAAAUGCUACACCAAUCUAUGUAUUACAUAAUUCAGCUGGACAUCUUUGUGGACCAAGUCGACCAUUAGGUGGUGUUCUUAUCGGUAAUAUUGGUGCACGUUGUUUUGUACCAAAACCAAUUACAUUAACUGUAGCCGAUAUUGGUGGCACAUAUCUAUUACUUGGAUUAGUGGCCAAUGCACAUGAUAAUGAAUCAUUGUAUGCAAGUUGUAAAGCACUUGUAUGUAUUUUUCGUGCAAAUCGUGAAUUACAACUAGAAAUGGAUCGUAUUAAUGGAUAUCAAAUAUUAGCAAUGUUAUUGAAACGUAAACGUUUAUCAUUGAAUAGUCAUAUUCUUACUUUAUUAUUCGAAUUGGUGGAUAAUCUUGAUGCAAGAUUGAUAAUAAAUCAAACGAAUCGUUCACUAUAUUCAUCGACAACCACCAUAACGAAUGUAGUUGCUUCAACUGUCUCGAAUAGUAUUAAUUCUGGUCAAAAUCAAUCCCAUUUAGAAUAUCCAAGUAAUUAUCGUGCAUUUAAAGAAUUAUUUAUCGAUUCUAUUGAUUUAUGGUUUCAAUGUGACCUGUUGAAAUCAUUAUUGGAUCGAAUCAAUGAAAUAAUCAUAAAUGGUUCGACAAGUUCAAGUAUGGAAAAUGCAUUUUUAAUUGAAAAUCGAUUGAAUAUUUAUCAUUUACGUAAAAUGAAUCUAUUAUCAAGAUUAUUCACAUUGUUCAAAGAUCAUAUGGAAUUGAAAGAUGAUGAAAAACUUGUUCCAACUAUUAUGAUAAUUUGUUUCCGUUUGUUGAAUAAAACAAAUCGAUCCAAAGAUCUACUUUGUAUUGGUCAAUUUAUCGUUUCAUUAUUACCGAUCUGUCAAGAUGAUAUGCAACAAAAUAAUGCUGAUAAAUCUGAACCACAACAACAAUCGAAUGAAGUGACAAUCGAUUCAUCGAUCGAAUUGAUAAAUUCAUUAUUGAAAAUUAUAUUACAAUUAAUGAGUCGUAAUACACCGGCAUUAAAUGGUCAAAUGCAAGAUGAACUUGUACGGUCGCUUGGAUUUGAUUGGUUCCUACUGUUUAUUGGUGGUGGUGGUCAACAAAAAAAAUUACAUAUGGAAACAAUAACCAUUGGUUUAGUGAAUUUAAUGCUUUUAUUAUCAAAUCCAGUUCUUUAUUCAAAAUUUCGUGAAGGUCAUUCAAAUGGCCAAUGGUUAAAAGAUGCAGAUUCAUUUAUUGAAAAUCGUUCCACCGGUUUUCAAUUGGCUGGUUUUAAUAUAUCGACAGCAGCAACAAAAACAACGACAACAACAAGUAGUUCAUCAGCAGCUGCUGCAGCAACAACAUCAACAAAACAAUCAAUAACCAAAAUUCAACGUGAUUUAUUCACAUUACCUGGUUUUCAACAUUUAAAUUGGCUACUUACAUAUCAUUUAUAUGAACCAAAAAUUUAUCUAAUUUUAUUUCAAACAAUAUUUGGUCAUUAUCGUACGUUAACACCAAAAACAUUGGAAGAUAUUGAUUCAUUUGAUCAACUAUCAAUGGAACAUUUGUUGAAUGUACUUGUUGUGGAUGUACGACAAUUGAAACAAGAAAAAAUUUAUGGUAAAGAUUUAAUAUUAUCGAUUAUUGGCAUGAUAAAUGCAAUUUGUUGUGAACGAUCAUCAUCAACGAAACGAAAUGAAUAUCCAACAAUAUUGUUUACAUUCAUCAAAUUUAUCUAUAAUCAUAAUCGUGAUUUUCGUAUUUAUUGUCAAACAAAUACAGAAUUUCUUCAUCAUUUAUGUCGUGCUUUGAUUUUCGUACAAUCAGCCAAUGGUUUGAAUAAUAAUAAUAAUGAUAUGAAUGAAUCGAUUGAGUUAUCAUCAUCAUCAUCACAAUUAAUUGAUCAUUCUGUUUGCCAAUCAAUAUUGGAAUUUAUUAUGGCAAUUUUCAUCAAUAUAAUCAAUACAAAUCCAUACACAUUGACAAUGAAUCAAACGGCGCAAUCAUUUUUCAUGAAUAAUAAACCAUGUACAUUAUUCAAUAGUUUAUUGAAUUAUAUGGGACAAUGUCGUCUUGGUCAAACAAAGAUUAUGUCAUUAUUUAUGGAUUGUGUUUGUAAAUCAUUAGAUUGUAAUAAUCAAUCUUCGUCAUUAUCACAACAAAAUGUUAUUUUAAAUUUUCAAAAUUCCUAUUCCAAUAUUGUUGUUCUGAUGUCAGCAAUAGUGGAUAAAUUAUGGCAAAAUUGUUAUAUUGAUGAUCGUCGUAAAGUACUUGAUUGUCUUAUUCGAUUAUUACGUGCAAAUUCACCAAAUGAUUCGUCAUCAGUGGCUAUGAAAUCACAACAACAAUCAAUUAGUUCAUUUAAAACAUCAUUGAAAAAUCUUACAUCACAAGUAUCCGAAUUAAAUCUACUAUGUAAAUCAAUUAAUCGUAGUAUAUUGUAUCUUAUAUCCAGGUCACUUGAUUCAAUGUCUGAUCGUAUACAAUUAUUUGAAAUAUUACAGCUGAUACAUACGAAUAGUCAAUUAUUGAUCAUAUCCAAAUGUAAUAAUGAUCCAGAAUUUUUUGCUUGCCUCACUCAUUGUCUGCUGCAAUUGAUACAGGAAGAAACAAUUUGUUUGACAAGCGUAAAAGAUCGAACAUCACAAACAACAUGGUAUAUUGGUAAUAAUUCCGGUUCGAUGGAUAUUGGUACCGAUACUGAUGAAGGUACAUUAUUGAUUACAUCAACAGCUAAAAAAAUCUGGCAAGAAAUUUAUCUAUCAAGAAAAACGUUAUUGGAAGAAACACUGAAAAUAUCACUUACAUCAAAUAAUUCAGCAUUUGGUAUUGAAUCUUGUGAUUUAAGCCGUUUUCGUGAUGUUCUCUAUGAACCGACAUUGAAAUGUUGGUCAAAUUAUAUUGAACAAGAAUCACAACGGUUAAAAAAGAAACCAGCAACAUCAUCAUUAUCAUUUGAUUUACCAUUGCCGAAUUCAAAUGUUUUAACGGAAAAAUUUACCAAUAUCAAUAAAUUGAAUAAUUUGGUCACCAAAUCAGCUGGUGGUCUUGUAUCGAAAAUUGUUGGCGGUACUUCUGGUGUUGUUGGUAGUGCCAUAUCAUCAGCUGUUGGUACAACACGUAAAGAAGUAUUUCGUUCAAGUUCAAGUUCAGAUUCAACACAUUCACCACAUCAUUCUACUCUAAUACCAUUGUGGACAUUGAUGUCAAAAAAUGAUGUUAUGUAUUGGUCAUCGAUACAUGAAUUGAUUGUAAAGAAUUUUGUCAAUUUUCAAGCUAAACAAAAACGUACAUUAGAUUAUAAUCUUCGUAAAUAUGUCUACAAUGAAUGGUUGAAUAGUGAAUAUGAAUUUCUUACCCGUGAACGUACUAUAUGGGGUCCAUUGUAUGGUUCAAAACGUUUCGAUAAAUGGAUGAUGGACAUGACUGAAGGUCCAAAUCGUAUGCGUAAAAAAAUGAUUCGCAAUGAUGAAUUUUAUCUCAAUUAUCCAUUUCGUCCAGAAAUGGAAAAUGCAAAAUAUCCAAAAUUUCGUUCACCAAUUUCAUUGGAUUCAAAAGAUUAUUUUCGACGAAUUCAUUCGGAAAAAUAUUUCCAUCUGGAUAAAGAUGAAGAUGUACAAUCAUUUGAAUAUGAAAUUGAUGAAUUACCAUGUGCAUCGAUCAGUGAUUCAAAUGAAACAUCUAAAGGAUCAUUAUCAGAUUCGAAUAGACCAAAAACAUCAUUAUCAAAUACCGAUGAUGAUUAUCCAGAAUUUGCUGAUCCUUCGGAUUCAUUGGAUAUAUUUGAAGCUGAACAAACAAUUGGUGAACAACAAGUGGUACCUGCGGUUGGUAAUAAUGAAAGUGGAAGUAGCAAUAACAAUAAUAAACAAACACCAAAUAAAUCAGUUGCCAAAGAUGUUGUAAUGCAUGAAGAUAAUAAUGAAAUGCAAACAAUAUUACGAUUAUUGGAAGAAGGAGAAAAAAUUUCACACAUGUUUCGUGUUGCUCGUGUACAAGGUCUUGAUUCAUAUGAAGGUCUCCUAUUAUUUGGUAAAGAACAUUUUUAUCUUAUUGAUGGUUUUACAUUGUUGAAAACAAAAGAAAUACGUGACAUUGAUUCAUUACCACCAGGUGUUUAUGAUUCAAUCAUACCAAAUACACCAAGUUCAAGUUCAGUAUCGGUUUAUACCGGUAAAAAAGUAUGCAAUAAAUUUGCAUUCGAAGAUAUACGUGAAGUCCAUAAACGGCGUUACCUUUUGCAACCGAUUGCAUUGGAAAUAUUUUCAAUGGAUGGUCGUAAUUCAUUGAUGGUAUUUCCAAGAAAUUUACGAAAUAAAGUUUAUGCAAGAUUUUUAUCAGUAGCUGUUCAUAUUACCGAUAAUGCACAGGAUUCAUUGAUGGGACAAAAACGUAAUGUUAAUGUUGAAACCGGUGGUUUAUUGAGUAAUCUAAUUGGUGAAACUUCCGUUACACAACGAUGGGUUCGUGGUGAAAUAUCAAAUUUUCAAUAUCUAAUGAAUCUCAAUACAUUGGCUGGCCGUUCAUAUAAUGACCUGAUGCAAUAUCCAGUGUUUCCAUGGAUUGUAGCCGAUUAUUCAAGCUAUGAAUUGGAUCUAAAUAAUCCGGCAUCAUUUCGUGAUCUAGGAAAACCGAUGGGUGCACAAACACCUGAUCGUUUGGAACAAUUUAAAAAACGUUUUAGUGAAUGGGAUGCCGAUACGAAUAUCAAAGGGGGUGAUGAACUCAUACAAGGUGCAUAUCAUUAUGGAACAUUUUAUUCAAGUGCAAUGAUUGUUGCUUCAUAUCUUGUACGAAUUGAACCAUUCACACAACAUUUUCUUCGAUUACAAGGUGGACAUUUUGAUCUAGCUGAUCGAAUGUUUCAUUCAAUUGGUGAUGCAUGGCUUUCAGCAUCUAAACAUAAUAUGGCUGAUCUGAAAGAAUUGAUACCAGAAUUUUUCUACUUACCAGAAUUUUUAGUCAAUUCAAAUCGUUAUGAUUUUGGUUGUAAACAAAAUGGUACACGUUUAAAUGAUGUUAUAUUACCGAAUUGGGCUAAAGAUGAUCCACGUGAAUUUAUACGUGUACAUCGUGCAGCAUUAGAAUCGGAUUAUGUAUCGGCACAUUUACAUGAAUGGAUUGAUUUAAUUUUUGGUUAUAAACAAAAUGGUCCACCAGCAAUCGAUGCUGUAAAUGUAUUUCAUCAUCUAUUCUAUGAAGGAAAUGCCGAUAUUUAUAAUAUUGAUGAUCCAUUGAAAAAGAAUGCAACAAUUGGUUUUAUCAAUAAUUUUGGUCAGGUACCAAUGCAAUUGUUUAAAAAACCACAUCCACAAAAGAAAACAUUCCAAUCGAAUAUGGUUUCAACACCAUUAAUUUCAUCAUUACCACCAUUAUUAUCAUCUGUAAAUCUAAGUGGUUCAAAUAUUUCAACAAGCAAAGUAUUUAUACAUAAUCUAGAAUAUUUGAAACCAAUGAUGCAUCCAAUCAAAGAACUAAAAGGUGCUGUUGGUCAAAUCGUACAACAGGAAAAAACAAUAUUGGCUGUUGAACAGAAUAAAGUAUUGAUACCACCAUUAUAUAAUCGAUGUGUAGCAUGGGGUUUUGCUGAUCAUAGUUUUCGUAUUGGUCCAUAUGAAUCGGAUCGUGCACUUUAUGUUUGGGAAAGUGAAUUAUUUCCACCGAAUGGUGAAAUUCUUUGCACUACGGUACCAAAUUCUCGUAUCAUAAUAACGGCUGGAACAAAUUCAGUAAUCUAUGUAUGGCGUGUGAAAACUAAAUCAUUAACAUUAUCAUUACAUCAAAAAUUAUAUGGCCAUACUGAAGCGGUUACAUGUUUGGCAUCAUCUUCAGCAUAUGGAAUUGUUGUUUCUGGUUCUCGUGAUAAAACCUGUAUUAUAUGGGAUCUAAAUCGUUUUGUUUUCAUACGACAAUUAGGUGGUGGUCAGGAACUAGUUCAUCGAUCUCCAAUAGCAGCAGCUGCUAUUAAUGAUUUAACUGGUGAUAUUGCCACUUGUUGUUCAACAAUGCUUUAUCUUUGGUCAAUUAAUGGUGAUCUAGUUGCACAAGUCAAUACACUGGAUUGUUCACCAUCAUCAGCAAUGAAUUCAACGAUGGCUUCACCACAACAACAGAAUUGUCCACCACAAAAUUCGGCACAAAUAUUAUGUUUAGCUUUCUCAUCAUACAAUGAAUGGGAUGCCGAUAAUGUUAUACUAACUGGAUCAUCAGAUGGUGUUGUAAAAAUGUGGGCAUUACGUUAUGUUCAAGAAAGAUCACAAGAAAUGGAUGAAUUUAAAGAAAACAUUUCAAAAACUACAUCAUCUUCAUCAUCGUCAUCAUCUUCGUCACCAUCAUCAUCAACAUCAUCAGCUGAUUCAUCUGUAUCGGAAGAUUUAAAAAAUUCUAUUGCAUUAAAUCCAUCGAAAGAUGAAAUUGUUCGACGAUUAUCGAUAGUGUCGACAAAAAAUGAAAAUGAAGAUUCGGAAGAGAAUUCAACAACACCUGUUGAUGAAGGUGAUAAUGUUGAUAUAAAUGAUUGGAAUCAAUCAUCUAAUUAUCAUCAACAACAACAUUAUCAGCAGCACCAGCACCAACAACAACAACUUAUUAUUCGUCCACAGCCUACUAUUGCAUUAACACAUUCAGAAUCAUUUACAGAAUCAAAACCUGAACAAUUGCUACAUGAUACAUCAUCAAAAUCAUCAACGAAAUUAUUAUUGGGAAAUUCUUUACAAGCUGGACCGGUUGGUGGAUCUAUUCGAAAUUCAAAAUCUGAUACAGCAUUAGCUGAAUCAUUAUCGAAAUCGAAACCACAUGAUAUAGAUGAAGAAAAUCCAUGCUUAAAAAUGGGCCAUCGUUGGGCAACAAAAUUAUUAUUUCGUUCAAAAUUAACAAUGCAUACAGCAUAUGAACGUAAAGAUAAUAAAGAUCCGGCAGCCAUCACCUGUAUAGCCAUAUCGAAAGAUCAUCGUAAUCUUUUCGUUGGUGAUGCACGUGGUCGUAUAUUUUGUUGGGCAGUAAAUGAGAAUAAAAAUCUUGCCGCUGAUCAUUGGAUUAAAGAUGAUGUGGCCACAAAUUGUACAAGCUGUUCAAUAAGAUUUUCCAUUACCGAACGUAAACAUCAUUGUCGUAAUUGUGGUAAAGUUUUCUGUGCACGAUGUUCACGAUUUGAAGCAACAAUUGUACGUUUAAAAAUAAUGAAACCGGUACGUGUUUGUCAGAAUUGUUUCAUCUACUUACAACAACAGCAACCAAAAACAACAUCAUCUGGAUAGAAAAAAAAGACACCAUUCUUAUACCGAUGUUCAUUGUUAUUUCGUGGAAAACAACAUCGAAAAAAAAAUUCUAGUCAAAUUUCGUCACAAACACACACACACACAAACCAACGGCUACAUAUGACU
This is a messenger RNA of Dermatophagoides farinae (American house dust mite), 11698 nucleotides long. It is a transcript of the gene bchs, whose product is annotated as WD repeat and FYVE domain containing 3 bchs. NCBI's taxonomy places the organism in Eukaryota, Metazoa, Arthropoda, Arachnida, Sarcoptiformes, Pyroglyphidae. The record is from RefSeq and is a predicted model, not a curated record. Gene Ontology annotation, molecular function: protein binding; metal ion binding.